Colletotrichum destructivum is the source of this 1332-nucleotide messenger RNA. RefSeq names its product Putative aspartic peptidase domain superfamily. The coding region runs from base 52 to 1332 and encodes 426 amino acids. The record is from RefSeq and is a predicted model, not a curated record. The transcript has 2 exons. NCBI's taxonomy places the organism in Eukaryota, Fungi, Ascomycota, Sordariomycetes, Glomerellales, Glomerellaceae.
CUUCUCGGGAUUUCUUUUCUCUUUGCAACCUUACGUCUUCCAUAGCCCACCAUGUUAAUAGCCGGCAACAUGCCCCCCAAGCUCGGGGGCCAACCGCAUGACGAUAGAGGGGACUAUUUCGAACCCAAAUCCCCACUUGAGUCUAUCAAGAGUGGUGAUCCCCAGGGACUUGAAUGCUACCAGCAAGCCAUGCGCAAAUCUGCCGAGGCCGAUUUCGCGGCCUGUGCAAUGGAGAAAAUCAAGAUGGAGCUCGACACUGGAUUGUGGCAGGCCCUCGUCGUUCUACAGCGAGCAUUGCUCAACGAGCACCAUGACUUCUCCCUUCCUCAUGAACGAGACUCAUAUAGCCCAGCCCUCCGCAGGCUGUCCAGAAAGUACUUGUGGCCGGUGAUGGCGAAGAAAGCGCGCAGGGGCCUGGCAACAACUCUGCGACUGAUAUCAUACAUCAACCAGCAUCACUACAAACGCCUAUCAGGCUAUUCAUCUGCAUCGAAACGCUAUUACGUCAAGGGGUCUGUGGACGGUCUACCCAUUGAAGCUUUUCCUGAUAGUGGCGCAGAGAAAUGCUUCAUUUCACCAGAGAUGGCGUCGAAUCUCGGCCUAAGCCCGAUGACCAACACCCAAAGAGCCACGCGCCUUGCCAACAAGAAGCAGGUACAGUCACCCGGAAUGGUUCAGGUCCCUUGGAUCUUCGCUGGAGAAGACGAGCAGCAUCUACUGAAAUGCUGGAUUCUCCCUGGCUGCAUUCACGACCUAGUGCUGGGUCAUGAUUUUAUCAAGAUGACUCAAACUUUUACCAAGUUCAAACAACGAGUCAAGAACAAGCUCUCUUCUCUGCGAGCACCAUUUCUAAGACUUCUAGGCAGUGGAAGGCAACGUGUCGUAGGAUUUUUGAAUGGCGAAAUGACGUUUGCCAUGCCGGAUACUGGUUCAGACCUCAUGCUUGUGUCUGGACCGCACGCCCGAAGAAACGGUCUGCUCGUGGACAACGGGUCGGAACACCGGCUCGAGGUUGGACUUGCAGAUGGUAGCACAUGCCUGACCACCGGUGUUGUGCGGGACGUAUCAUGGGCUGUUGGCGACAAGACAGUUCGGUGCGAAUUUCACGUACUGGAGGAUCUCUGCGUGGACGUCGUCCUGAGCAAGGACUAUCUUUUCGACUUGGAAAUAUUUUCCACCUACCCGGAGUGGUUUAUUGACAUCGACUCGGAGGAAAACGUUUUCCACUUUUUCAACAUUCGCCUCCUUGGCAGGUAUGGCAGUGAGUUGAAUGCCUUGGAGGAACAGUACCUAGUCGAUUUAUUCGGCGAGAGCUGGCGAGGAGAGAUCUGA